Messenger RNA from Misgurnus anguillicaudatus (oriental weatherfish), 1238 nucleotides. RefSeq names its product SLC35A4 upstream open reading frame protein. The record is from RefSeq and is a predicted model, not a curated record. NCBI's taxonomy places the organism in Eukaryota, Metazoa, Chordata, Actinopteri, Cypriniformes, Cobitidae.
ACUCAGCAUCUCGCGAGAUUUGGUCCCUAGCUAGCUGUAUCCUCUCUUGCCAGAUCCACAAUUCACGAGUGUCAGGCUGCACAAUCGAUUUCAGAAUAUCUGAUCUAACUUAAUCGCAGGAAUGGCGGACAAGGAUCCGUUCAAGCAACUUAAAGAUCUGUCCCUGCUUAAAGAUCAGCUUGAAAACAUUCAGCGCAGAGUGGAGGGUGAAGUUCAGGUUGGGCUUCCACAUGGUGGAAGUUUUCUCAGUUCUCCCUUCCUCAAAGGCUUUUUGGCCGGGUAUGUGGUGGCAAAGCUGCGGUCCUCAGCGGUUUUGGGAGUUCUUGUAGGGACGUGCACGGGCGUCUACGCCGCUCAGAACUAUCAAGUGCCAAACAUUGAGCAGACCGUGAAAACCUACUUCAGCUCUUUUAAGAAGGGCCGAUAGACAUACCAAAUAUAUCAAUCUUGGAGAAAUGAUGCCUGUUACAAGAACUUUUUUACCUCUUAAACUAUUGGAGAUGUUAUUUGCAAAUGUUGUUUGAUUGCCUUCCAGUGGUUUCAUAUUGAUGCCACUCAUCAGACCACACCGAAUUAACUGGACGUAUUAAACUGAUGCCUAGCUACAGUAUACAGAAGAAUUGACAGCUUCUUUCAAGAAUAUACAGCCAAAGCUUAGAAGAUGAUACAUGAGGCCAUUACUUUGAUCACGUUGAUGUCAUAAGUUAGAUAUCAUAUCAAGUUUCUGUUGUUUAUGCAUUUAUGUUCUGUUGCAUGCAUUUCCCCCCCAAGAACCCUUUAAGGUCAUCUCAUGGAAACAAUUAAGUUCAACACACUUUGUAAGUAAUAUCUGACUUUGUGAAGUUUUGUUACAUGUCAAAUGUAAGAGGUUGCUGAAAUUGAAGCCUCUAAUAAAGUUGUAGAAACAUUUGACUAAAUUUUGCACUUUAGCUUUACCACUUCUGCUUUCAGUAAACAUUUAUGAAAGCUUCUUAGGAAGUGAAAUUUUUAAUUAGAGGAUGUUCAAUGAGUUUUUAUUUGGUGAUAUGGUUUGGAAUAAAAUCUCAAUUAUAUCUGUUUUAUAAAUAAAGAUGAAAACAGACUUUUCCAUUAUAUACCAUAGUUAAGAAUGGAUUUUUUGUUUUAUUGCCAUGCAUUAUUGUAAAAUAUUUGAACAUAGUUUUAGGACAUAUUGCUACUUGCAUGCUGAACUUGAUGAAGUCAUUUUACUAAAUAAAAAUGUAAAUUCCGAUUCAAAA